Messenger RNA from Uranotaenia lowii, 1593 nucleotides. Its product is annotated as methyltransferase-like protein 25B. The transcript has 4 exons. The record is from RefSeq and is a predicted model, not a curated record. NCBI's taxonomy places the organism in Eukaryota, Metazoa, Arthropoda, Insecta, Diptera, Culicidae. The coding region runs from base 183 to 1568 and encodes 461 amino acids.
AACGAGUUUAUGAAAUGAUCUCAGAAUUUGAGUAUGAAUCUCGCGUCGCAGCAUAAAAUAAAAUUACAAAUCCAAGCCACACUAAUAAGUACAGCAUGGCAUGGGGUUUGUUUACCAAAAAUCAGCUGAUUGUUUACAUCCCUUUUUUCAACGGCUCAUUAUAGCCGCGUACUAUUGACAUAAUGAGCGAAAAAUCGGAAGUUUUAAUAGCUUCUUUAAAGUGCAAAAUUAGUGAUUCUAUUAAAGUGAUUGAUGAAUACCACCGGCUGAUUGAUUCCUACGUUUUGGACUUCUAUGUCGACGACCACUGGGAUCUGCUUCCACCUAGUUGGCAAUCUUGCUUGGAAAACUUGGACGUUAGGAGGCUGAAAGAUCUGCUAAGCGAUGAUCCGGACAGUAGGUGUGAAACCCUGUGGCCCCUGUCUAUGUUGGCCGUACGGGUACUUUUUCAAAAGCUAUGCCUUUCGAGGAAACUUGCUGCUCCAAACGUAGCCGAAGAUUCGGAGGACAAUUUGAAAUUGACCAAUUUUAGAGUCAAUCGAAACCUUUUCAAUAAAUCGGUUAAACUGAAGAAGCGUCACGAAAUCGAACAGUUCAGUGAGCAAUGUUGGAAAACAGGAACCAGCACUGAGGUGCGUUAUCUUGUCGAUAUCGGAUCCGGUCAAGGGAACCUGGCACGUGCUUUGGCUUAUGGAUUUGAUUUCGAGGUGUGCUGUAUUGAGCAGGACGAGAAGCUUGUUGAAACUGCGCGACAAAAAGACGAAGAGCUAGCUUCGAAAAUGAAAAAACAAUUCAAGGUAGAACCAUCACAUCACCCAAUUCACCUUACCAGGAAAGUAAACCUUGAAGAUAUUGAUCCUGGCCAAUUCGUCGCCAUGAUUAAGGAUAGUUUCAACGUGGAGAAAGAUGCUCAGUUUAGUUUCGGUCUGAUUGGGUUACACCCUUGCGGAGACCUUGCCGUUUCAUUGACCAAAUUGUUUUUGUCCUGCCCGGAAGCUAAAUUUAUAAAACUAGUUUGCUGCUGUUACAUGAAACUGACCACAGAAAAAGACAAACGGCAGAACUACGGUUUUCCGUUGAGUUCCUUUAGCAGACAAUCGAAUCUGCAUCUGAGUUAUGAGGCCAGAGAAAUCGCUUGUCAUGCAAUCGAACAGUAUCGAAGUAAAUUGGACGCCGAUGACUUCCAAGAACUGAAAGUUCACGCCUUUCGGGCGGCCACCGAGCGAGUCAUCGUUAAACUUUACCCUCAUUUGAAACAUUCCGGCCUUAGGAGCACCAAAGUUACCAAUUUGAGCUUCCAGCAAUAUUGUGAUCGAGCAACCAGUGGUCUUGGGUUUGAGCUACCCGUCGAGGAGUUGAAUUCGCAGGUGGUUCUGAGCGAUCUACGUCACUGGGAACGGGUGGUGAAAUUCUACACCCUUCGCUUGAUGUUUGCCCCACUGAUCGAAUCGGUGAUACUGUACGAUCGAUGGCUGUAUCUACUCGAGCAAGGAAUUCACGCGGAUAUUAAAGUGGUUUUUGAUCCCGUUUUUUCACCGCGGAAUCAUGCCGUGACGGGUUGUAAAUAAGCUUUAUACUAUCGAAUAUAUUGUA